Messenger RNA from Micromonas pusilla CCMP1545, 414 nucleotides. RefSeq lists its product as uncharacterized. Bases 1 to 414 code for a protein of 137 amino acids. The record is from RefSeq and is a predicted model, not a curated record. The transcript has a single exon. Lineage: Eukaryota; Viridiplantae; Chlorophyta; Mamiellophyceae; Mamiellales; Mamiellaceae.
AUGGAGAAUAACUCCAGCCGCGUCAUCCGGUCCUCCUCGUCGAGCAGCGACCCGGGCGCGACCCCCUCGGCCUCCUCCUCCGCCUCUCUCGCGCGCAACCGCGCCAACGCGCGCACCGCCUGCUGCAACGUCGCGGCCUCGCCCAAGACGAGGUCGUCGAGCUUCGCGAGACGCCAUCGCGUGAGGCCGCCCUUCGGCUUCUUCGACUUUUUCUGCUCGUCUCUCGACAGCGCGUGCACGUUGGUGAGCUCGAGCGCUGCGAAUCGCGCGCGCUUCGCGUCCGAGAUCCCCCGAGAUCCGCCCCCGGCGACCGCGUCGAGGUCGUUCUCCUUCUUCACGAACGACCUGAGCGCGGCGCGUUUCUUCGCGAUGAGCCGCCAUCCCUCCUUCGCGUCCUCGAGCCACGCUUCGUAG